Cornus florida is the source of this 957-nucleotide messenger RNA. Its product is annotated as putative cytochrome c oxidase subunit 5b-like. Gene Ontology annotation, biological process: mitochondrial electron transport, cytochrome c to oxygen. NCBI's taxonomy places the organism in Eukaryota, Viridiplantae, Streptophyta, Magnoliopsida, Cornales, Cornaceae. The transcript is spliced from 6 exons. The record is from RefSeq and is a predicted model, not a curated record. Bases 159 to 665 code for a protein of 168 amino acids. Gene Ontology annotation, cellular component: mitochondrial envelope.
CCCAAUUUUACAUUUCAUUUCUUAUUUCAUUUUUCAGUCUCCCAACCGUUAAUUAGCUGCUGAAAAAGAAUUCCUAGAGAGAGAAAAUAGAGGUGGUUUUUGAUCAGCUAAACAAGGGGCCGACCUGAGAUCAUUAACAAACCCUAGCUCAAAAAACCAUGUGGAGAAGACUCUCUGCACAGCUCAGAACCCUAUCUCCAUGCCGCCGAUCGGCUUCCACACCCAACCGAUUCCUCACCGGCACCAUCUCUCCUUCGCCGUCCCCGCUCCGGCCUGCUGUCACUCUCUUCUCUCGCCACUUCGCUUCAGAAUCCGGAGAUAAUGUUGUUUCCAAGAAGAGAGUCGAAGAUGUAAUGCCUAUUGCGACUGGACAUGAGCGCGAGGAGCUGGAAGCUGAGCUUGAAGGACGGAACAUUCUGGAUGUUAACUUUCCUGUAGGUCCUUUUGGUACAAAGGAAGCACCUGCUGUCAUCAAGUCCUACUACGACAAGAGAAUUGUUGGAUGUCCCGGGGAUGAAGGCGAAGACGAGCAUGAUGUUGUUUGGUUCUGGCUAGAGAAAGGCAAGCCACAUGAAUGCCCUGUGUGCUCACAGUAUUUUGUGUUGGAAGUGGUCGGCCCUGGAGGACCUCCAGACGGGCAUCAUGAUGAUGAAGAUCACCACUGAUUGCAGCUAGCAAUUCGUACUGGAAUAAAAUCUGGUAAAAUGAUGAGAAAGUGUCAAGUAUAUUCUGCAGCUUAAAAAAUUCAAAAGCUUUGUGUUUUGUUUGCUCUUGACGAGUCUUAUUUCUCAUGGACAGUUGUUUUGGCAACAUAUCACUCCGAUAAUUUUUCCCCCCCACUUUUGGAAUUUUAAACAUGGGCUGGUCAUCGCUUUGGAAUUAUGGAUCCUAUUAGUUUACACUGAUGCAUCAUCAUCACUAAAUAAUUGAUGGCUACAAUGUUAUUCGUCUUUAAAA